Messenger RNA from Seriola aureovittata, 3175 nucleotides. RefSeq names its product DNA cross-link repair 1C, PSO2 homolog (S. cerevisiae) (gene dclre1c). The record is from RefSeq and is a predicted model, not a curated record. The transcript has 15 exons. Lineage: Eukaryota; Metazoa; Chordata; Actinopteri; Carangiformes; Carangidae. Bases 94 to 2085 code for a protein of 663 amino acids. Gene Ontology annotation, biological process: interstrand cross-link repair; protection from non-homologous end joining at telomere; double-strand break repair via nonhomologous end joining. Gene Ontology annotation, molecular function: damaged DNA binding; 5'-3' DNA exonuclease activity.
CAAAACAAACACCGGCAGUGAUGGUAGCAAACAACACAUUCCUCGUCAUAAACAUCUCACGAUUAAGACAUCACCAAAAAGUUCGGGUCAAGGAUGAGUUCAUUUGCAGGUCGAAUGAAGGAAUAUCCGACAGUUUCUUUGGACCGGUUCGACAGGGAGAACCUACAUGCCCGGGCAUACUUCCUCUCCCACUGCCACAAAGAUCACAUGAAGGGACUAAAAGGACCCCUGCUGAAGAGAAAGCUGCAGUUCAGUCGGACAGUCAGGCUGUACUGCUCCUUCGUGACCAAAGAGCUUCUGCUAAGUAAUCCAAAGUACGCUUUCUGGGAGGAAUACAUGGUUCCGUUGGAGCUGGAGAGCCCAACUCAGAUUUCUCUGGUGGACGAAACAUCUGGAGAGAAAGAAGACAUUGUGGUGACGUUGCUUCCUGCAGGUCACUGUCCCGGCUCUGUUAUGUUCCUGUUUGAAGGUUCUCAGGGGAACGUGUUGUACACGGGAGACUUCAGGUUGGCUGCUGGAGACGCGUCCAGAAUAGAACAUCUCCACUCCGGCAGCAGGGUUAAAGAUAUUCACAGUGUCUAUCUGGACUCCACCUUCUAUGACCCACGCUUCUAUCAAAUACCCACUAGAGAGGUGUGUCUGAACGGCAUCUCCGAGCUGAUUGGAAACUGGAUCAGACAGAGUUCGUAUCACGUCGUGUGGCUCAACUGUAAAGCUGCGUAUGGAUAUGAAUACCUGUUCACCAACCUGGGGGAGGAGUUUAACACACAGAUCCAUGUCAAGAAUCUGGCGAUGUUCAAGAAGAUGCCGGAGAUCCUGAGCUACGUGACGACCGACCGCAGGACUCAGAUUCACGCCUGUCGACACCCGAAGGAUGAGGAGUAUUUCCAAGGCAACCGGCUGCCGUGCGGCUGCUCGGCCGCUGACGGGACUCCUCUCCGUAUCAUCAGCAUCAAACCGUCCACCAUGUGGUUCGGAGAGAGAACCAAGAAAACCAACGUCAUAAUAAAGACAGGAGCCAGUUCAUUCAGAGCCUGUUUCAGCUUCCACUCCUCCUACUCUGAGCUGAGGGACUUCCUGUCGUAUCUCCAACCAGUGAACAUCUAUCCCAGUGUCAUUCCUUUGGGACGGACUCUGACUGAGGUCACACAGAUGUUGAAGCUGAUGUGCAGGAACGAGUCGGAUCAAGCUAGGUUCGUUUACAAACCUCUGGGAGUCCUCAAACGCAGCAGGGUGGAGCGGCCUACAUUCGAUUCAGGGAGUGACGACGACCUGUUUGACGGACUGGACCUGGCACCAGUGAGGAAGAAGAUGGGCCUGAACCAGGAAGUGAAACAAGAGAAAACUGAGAGUCCUCAGAGAACAGCGCCCCCUGUGUCUGUGGACGGGUCUUUUCCUGUCACCGACGCUCAGUCUGUUUCACGCAACUACGUCGACUGCACCGAGUCCAACGGUGAAGAGGAAGAUGAGGAGGAGGAAGAGGAGCAGGAGGGAAAGGAGGACGCAAAACCAACAGAGGAGGAGGAGGUGAAAGAAGGAGAGAGGGAUAAAGAACAAGAGGAGGAAAGAAAAGAGAAAUCUAACAAUCCAAAGUGGGAGGAUUUCUUCACUGCUGAAAUGUUGACUGACAGCCAGAACAGCCAAUCACAGUCCUGCUGCUCUAACAUGACCACCUCCCCCUCCAGGAUGACGGAUUCCCAGACGCCCGAUCUGUUCAGUGACGAGGAAGAAACCCCCGACCACAAUGAAGACUUUAGCCUGACGCUGUCCGCCUCUCUGUCCAAUCACUCGUCCCAGAACAUGGACUCGUGUUUACCCGACACCGUGAUCCUCCAACCAGGGCAGGGGGGGCGGGACCAAGGAGACGCGAGGCCCAGCACCUCGUCUCAGAAGACGGACACUGACGGUCUGAUCCUCCCAUCGGAGCUGUCGGAGCUGUCAGAGUCUCAGGCGUCGUCCGACUUUGACAUCCCCUGCACGCCGGAGUCAAAGGCGCCGCGAUCCGAUGAACUGUCGCACCUGUACAGGAAGUUGGCAUCAGGAGAGGAAGUGGUCAUCAGGAAAGGAAGUCAGGGCUUUGCAUGAUUGAGACGAAGCUUUAGGUCACUGUCGAUCGAGUAUGACAGAUUAUCGGCCACAUGAGAAAAAGAGACAAAUCAGAAAUUACAAGAAUGAAGUCGUAAAGUAUGAAAAUGAAAAACUUUGAGAUAUUCCUAAAAACAUCAUCUUUAGGAAUAUUACAUCAUCCAAUCAAACGGGUGAAAGGACAGUGGCAGCUGCUUUUUGUCUAACAAUAGAAUAGACUCAGUUUCUUCACAAUCUUUUCACUGUCCUGAUGGUGAUGAUGGUGAUGGUGAUGAUGAUGAUGAUGAUGAUGAUGAUGAUGAGCCAAAAGAUGAAGUAUUUUCUUAUUUGGGAAACCUCUGCUUAAGUAGACCUUCACAGGAUGCUCCAUGUUCCUCAUUUUAAAUAUUUCCACUGAAAUUAAAACGUCAUAAUCUGACUUUAUUCUCGAAUUUUGAGAAUUUUUUCCCCUCGACCUGGCCUUAAUACUACGUUGUAAUCCGAUGCUGUGGAUAAAUGGUAUGAAUGAAUUCAAACAGAGAAACCGUGUGUUCACUCUGAGCAUUUAUGAUUAAUUGGUUUGUUCUAAUUAAACAGAAGGAGGCCAAAAGUCACAGCUGCGCCGAUUCGAACAGAAAGUCAUGGACCUGCCUUUAAGAUUAUAUAUUUAGUGUUUGUGACUCCGCUGUCAUCUCACUGACUCGCUGUCAGGUGCUGUUUAUAUUUGUGAUAAACACAUCAGCUUCUGUAGCUCCUUACGAGUGAGACAUUCCUCCUCAGUCUAACCUCCAAACCACACAGACCUCAGUAUGUUAAACACACACACACACUCAUUCCAAUGCACUUUACAUUUACUUGUGCUCUCUAUGCCUGACUACACCUGUACUGCAGAUCACAGCUGACUUUUCCUCCUCGUUGACAGUUUGUGGGUUUUUUCUGUGAACAUUGAACUGACGUUGGGUCGAUGAACUUUUGUCCAAAUUGAAUAUUUAUGUUCAACUGAAGAGCAGAUGUUUUAAUUGUUGAAAGUUUAGAUCGAUAACUAGCUUCAUUUUAUGUUCAUGUUUGGAGCUACAAUGAUUGACUGCAAAUUAAAACUUUUGAUUUUAAA